UAAACCUGCCGCUGGCUGCUGCAGGAGGACGAGGAAAUCGAGACGGCGAGGGAGGUGGGAGUAGCCGGAGGGGGACGGACGGAUUCAUUGCGGAAAAUACACACCAGCCCACUCUUAAGGAAAUAAAUACACGCUCAUCCAGCAGAAUAGCCUAAAGCCAGGACAUUAUACUUGAAUAAGAUCAAUGGUUGAGAAAGGCUGAUUCCACUGAUUGACAGACAAAGGCCUGCUGGCAAAAACAAAUUAAAAUGAGCAUGCUGAAACCGAGUGGUUUGAAAGCUCCCAGCAAGAUAGGCAAGUCUGCAACUGCUACUACAAAAAGCUCAGCUACUGCCCCUGGAAAAGUAUCUGCUGGAGAUAAGACUUCUUCAAGUUCGACAACAUCUGAUGCACAGGAGGAAUUUGUGGAUGACUUUCAUGUUGGUGAACGAGUUUGGGUUAAUGGCAGCAAACCUGGAUUCAUACAGUUUUUGGGAGAGACUCAAUUUGCCCCUGGUCAGUGGGCAGGAAUUGUAUUGGAUGAACCUAUAGGCAAGAAUGAUGGCUCAGUUGCUGGUGUACGUUACUUUCAGUGUGAAGCUUUACGUGGUAUAUUUACAAGACCAUCAAAGCUUUCCAGAAACGCAGCAGAAGGAGAAUCCAAUGGAACACAGGCUGCCCCAUUGUCCAGAGCGACAUCCCCCACUACAAACUCUGCCAGUUUGACCUCUCCACCACCAACCACACCUUCCCCAGCAACUGCUGCUCAUACAACACCACCUACCCCUGCAACCCCUUCCACCCCUGCCACGCCAGCCACAAACCUCACGAGGGUAGCCAGUGAAUCUGUAUCUAAUUUGUCAGAGGCUGGCUCUGUGAAAAAAGGAGAGCGGGAGUUGAAAAUGGGAGAUCGUGUUUUGGUUGGUGGCACUAAAGCUGGAGUUGUAAGGUUUCUAGGGGAGACGGACUUUGCAAAAGGAGAAUGGUGUGGGGUUGAGCUUGAUGAACCCUUGGGGAAGAAUGAUGGAGCAGUGGCUGGGACAAGGUAUUUUCAGUGUCAGCCAAAAUAUGGUUUAUUUGCACCUGUUCAUAAAGUUACCAAAAUUGGUUUUCCGUCAACCACCCCAGCAAAGGCAAAAACUACUGUACGGAAAGUUGUUACUACACCAUCUGGUUUGAAACGAAGUCCCAGUGCAUCUUCCAUCAGCUCACUUAGUUCAAUUGCAUCUUCAGUAAGUGGAAAACCUAGUCGCACAGGACUGUUAACAGAAACAUCCUCACGCUAUGCAAGAAAGAUAUCUGGUACUACAGCUUUGCAAGAGGCAUUGAAAGAGAAACAGCAGCAUAUUGAACAGCUCUUGGCAGAGCGUGACCUAGAGAGAGCAGAGGUUGCCAAGGCAACAAGCCAUGUGGGAGAGAUUGAGCAGGAGCUAUCCCUUUUAAGGGCUGGACAUGAACAGUAUGUAAUGGAAAUGGAAGCUAAAAUGGAUCAACUCCGAACUCUAGUGGAAGCUGCUGAUAAGGGCAAAGUGGACUUGGUUAACCAGUUAGAAGAGGAAAAGAGAAAGGUGGAGGAUUUACAAUUUCGUGUUGAAGAAGCAUGCAUUACCAAAGGAGACUUGGAGACGCAGACCAAACUGGAGCAUGCCCGCAUUAAGGAGCUUGAACAGAGCCUGCUCUUUGAAAAGACCAAAGCUGACAAACUCCAGAGAGAGUUAGAAGACACUAGGGUAGCCACUGUAUCUGAAAAGUCUCGUAUCAUGGAAUUGGAAAGAGACCUUGCUUUAAAAGUAAAAGAAGUGACAGAGCUUCGUCAGAGGACUGAUGCCUCUAAAGGUGCAGGAGAUUACGAUUCUUCUGCUCGGCUGUUAGAAGAACUCAGUUCUUUGAAAGAUCAGCUUGCCUUGAAAAUCAGAGAUCACCAAAGUGAACUUAAAGCCUUGGAAGAGAAACUUGAAAAUGCUGAAAAGCUUAAUGAGAAAGAGAAAGCUCAGAUUCAGCUUUCUAAUGAAAAACUUGUAAAAGAGAAUGACUUAUUAAAAAACAAAGUGUGUCAGAUAGAGAAGGAGAACUGUGAUGUCACAGAACUGUGGAAAAUAAAGCUUGAAUCUGCCAUUGCUUCCCACCAGCAAGCUAUGGAAGAACUUAAAGUGUCCUUCAGCAAGGGAGCUGGAGCUCAGUCUGCUGAGCUCAUUGAACUCAAGAGCACUAUAGAAAAAUUAAAACUUGAUCAUAAAAUUGAACUUGAAAAUGUACAAAAGCAGUAUGACUUGGAAAAUUCUAAGUAUUUGAAUCAACAAGAGUUACUGAAGAAACAGCUGCUAGAAGUUAGUGAGGAGAAAGAGAAACUUGUGGAAACUCACAGGACUGUCCUAGACAAUACAGAAGAACAGCAUUUGAUAGAAAUGGAGGAAGUGUUGAACAAACUUCAAAAUGCAGAAAUGAAGGUAAAUGAGCUGGAGGCUUUAGAAGUGAAGGCGAGUGAGCAAAUAAAGGUUAUUGAACAACUCACUCAGCAGGGCAAGGCCUCAGAAGAUAAGCUGAAGGACCUUGACAGCCUACAGGAAUCUUUUGAAAAAGGUAAAGAGGAGGUCAGGAUCCUUAAGGAGACACUGAAGGUCAAUGAAAAUCUGUUGACUUCACAGGGUGUCAAGAUUAGUGAGUUUGCCAAAGCACUUGCAGAAAAAGAUGAGAAAAUAACCAGUCUAGAGCAGAACUUAUCUGCAUUGAGUCAGGAUAAGAUAUCUUUGGAGCAGCAGCUGCACAGUGUGAAAGAAAGUCUGGAUACUGCUUCAAAAGAUUUGGAGAAAACACAUCUAUCUAUGCAAGGGAUGGAACAAAAAGUAAAGACCACUGAGGAAAGAUCUAUGCAGCUCUUGAAUGAUAAAGCUAAACUAGAAAAUGAUAUAUCAGAAAUGAUAAAAUCAUCAGGCAACAGUUCUGCUCAGCUGUCAAGCAUGAAUGAAAAGCUAAUGCAGAAAGAAAGAAAGUUGGAAGAGUUGCAUGUUGAGCUUUUGGAUACAAAAGAAAAAGCUGCUAAUUUGGAGGAAAACCUAAAACAGAUGACCUCAAAAGUUGACCAAAUUCAGUUAGAUUCAGAAGAAAAACAUCAAAGUGAGAUGAAGUCAUUGCAGGAGAGCUUGACAAACAUGGAGCAACAAAGACAGGAAAGUCAGUCCCAGAUCCAGGCUUCACAUGCAAAGGCACUUGCUGAAUUGACUGCCAUUCAUGAUCAAACAAUAAAGGAACUCAAGGAAAAACUGUUACAGGCUGACGCAGCCCUGAUCAGCAUGGAAGCCAAGAACCAGGAAUUGGAGAAAGUGAUAAUCGAGUUAAAGGAGUUUAAGGAACAAGCUGAGUUGCUAACAGAGCAGCUGGCAUCAGCCAGGUCUGCAGUUGAACAAGUAAAUGAAAAAGUAGGAGUUUUAAACUCUGACAAACUAAACCUCACACAUGAGAGAGAUGAAUUAAAACUGGUUAUAGAUUCUUUAAUGGAAGAGACAUUAAAACUAAAAUCAGAAUUUACCACCAUGAACGCAAGUCUGCUUUCAGUAAAUGAAAAUCUGCAGAAGGAUAAAGAGAAGCUUGAAAAAGAAAAACAGGAAGUGUGGCUAUCUUGUCAGAAACUGGAAAAAGAGAAGAAAGAGUUGAAACUAGAUAAUGAGUAUUUAGUGCAAGAAGUAAAUAACGUGAAAAAAGAGGCAGAAAAGUCAUCAGAGGAAAAGAUGACCCUUAACACUGUGAAUUUGGAGCUGACAAACCAUAUGGAGAAAUUUAAAAAAUGUAAAAGUGAUAGCGAGGAAGCGCUUAAAAAACUUAAACAGCAAAACGAGGAAUUAGAGUUACAUGAAAUAAAACUAAGAGAACAGAUUAAGGUGGUUUCUGAAGAGAGAGAUGAUAAGUAUGACCAACUCCAGCGUAUUCAACAAACUUUGUCUUUAGAGCGUGAGGCAUUUGAGGAACAGAAGACUGUUUUAAAUAAUAAAAAUUGUUUACUAGAAAAAAGUAAUUUUGAGCUCCAGUCAAAUUACCAGAAUUUAGAAAAAGAAAAUGCAAGCCUGGUUGAGAAGAGUGGUAAUUUAGUGGCAGAAAAGGAAAUUUUACUGAAGGACCUUGAAGAGCUUGCUUUAUUGAAACAACGGAUGUGUUCAGAAAGAGCUUGUCUAACAGCUGAUAAUGAAGAACUCCAGAAUCAACUGGCCAGCCUCAGGAAAGACUGUGAAAAGGAAAUCAGAGAAAAGAUUGAAUUGCAAGCAUCAAAGGAAAGUUUGGCUAAACUCCUUGAAGAAAUUAAGACCAGUAGGGAAAUAACGGACUCUGAGCGAAUGAAUUUAUUGCAGGAGAAGGAGGACUUGCUGGCAACUCAAAGAUGGCUUUCUGCUGAGAAUGAAGAGCUUAAGCAUGAAAGGGAGGACACGUUAAAAAAACUAAUCCAAUUUCGUGAUCAGGCAGUGGCAACCCGAGAGAAGUUCCAGCAAGAGAAGGAAAUGUUGCUAAUAGAGAAUGAGUCUCUGUCUCAGAAAUGUGCAAACCUUAAUAAAAGGUUUGAUGAAAUACAGAAGGAAAAAGAGACACUUGAAGCUAAGAUAGAAGUUCUUGAAACCAACAUCAAAACAAUUUUGGACGAGCAAAAUGUAUUGACAGAAAAACAUGAAAGAGAGUUGACUGAAAAAGCAAACUUGUCAGAUGAAAAUUCCAAACUUUUGUUAGAUAUUGAAGACAAAAGGAAGAAAAUUGAAAAACUGUACGAAGAAAAUGUUCAACUAGUAUCUGCCAAAGCCAGCCUUGUUUUACUUUUAGAAGAUCUUGAGACUGACAAAGCAGCUGUUAAAGAAACAUACAAUUGCCUCUUGCAAGAGAGAGAUGAUUUGAAAAUUCAACUUCAAAAGGAGUAUCUUGAAAAAGAAAACUUGACAAAACAAAAAAUUGCCCUUGAAGGAAAGUAUCAAGAAAUAGAAAACACAUUAAUGCACAAUAGUAGAGAGGGGGUACUUGAAAGAGAUUCGUUGAACACAGAAAAAGAUUUGCUUGCAGUUAAAGUGCUUGAACUGCAGAAGUCACUGCAGUUAGUCUAUAAUGAGAAAGAUAGCCUUGCCAUUCAGUGUACAGACUUGCUUUCUGAAAAAAAGGAUUUGCUACAAGAGAAGCAAGAACUUGAAUCCCACCAAAAAAGAAACCUCGAUGAGAAAAAGAGCUUAGUUAAUGAAAUGAGUGCACUUGAGUCAAAGUUAGCUGAGCUGAAGAAUGAAAUGCAGACUCUAGUCAAGGACAAGUCUGAUCUUCUGAGGACCUUAGAAGAAAUGCAUAUGACUCAGAAAGCCAGUGGCACUAAAUGUGAACAACUGUGCCUGGAAAACCAGAGUCUUGAAGAUAAUAAAUUGAAACUGUUGUGUGAAAACCAGAAACUACUUGCAGAGAAAACCAAUGUGGAGAAAAUGUAUAAAGCUGCUUGUGAUGACCUAGUAACUGCUACUCUGGAGAAGUCGGAUUUUGAAGACCGCUUGAAGGGGCUACAGAAUGAGAUUAAUGAAUUGAAAUCCAACCUAAAUUUCACUGAAAAUGAAAAGCUGUCAUUUAAAUAUGAAAAAAGUGUUUUGGUCAGUACUGUUGAGGAGCUGAAAAGCAAAUUGAAUAUUCUAACAGCUGAAAAUACUGAUCUUCAAGCCUUAAGGUCAAAACUCCUUACUGACCUGGAAACUCAGCAAAACCUUCAAGCCAUGAGAGAUGCAGUACAUGAAAAUUCACUCCAGAAUUUUGAAAAAAUAAAGACUAGUCUUAAUGAAAUUUUCACUGAAAAGGAAAGCUUACUUAAUGAAAAAGCAAAGUUGGAGGCAUCCUAUAAAGACGUCUUAGAGCAGGUUGCUGUUUUAGGUAGAGAAAAGGAAGAAAUUGCAUCUAGGUUGAAAAAAGUUGUUACUGAAACAGACCUCCUAAAUGAAGAAAAAGCCAAGGCAGCUGUGAAAAUAGCAGAGCUUGAGGAGCUUCACAAAAUUGCUUUAGCAGAAAAAAAUAAGGCUGCUCAUACCACAGAAGAAUCUUUACAUUCUCUAAAUGAGGAAAUGAACUCCUUAAGAAAAGAGAAGAGUGAGACUUUAUCUCUACUAGAGGAGACAAGACAAACAAAUCAGAAGCUAAUUCAAGAGAUUGAAAUGUUAAAGCAACAGAACCUAAAAUUUGAAGAUGAGCUGAACCAGUCAAAAGACCAUCUCAGUUCUGAGAACAAGAGAUUAGGCACCCUCUGUAAAGAAAUUGAAGAGCUGAAGCAGGAUGUGUCUCAGAAGUCCCAGCAUCUAGAUGCUCUACAAGAAGAGAAUAUGAAACUGACAGAAGAACUGGGCAGGAAUCAGGAUGAAGUCAGUAGCCAUCAGAAGCUUGAAGAAGAAAGAUCAGCUCUUAAUAACCAACUGCUGGAAAUGAAAAAAAGCUUGCCCAAUAAUACUUUAAGCGAGUCUUUGCUAAAGAGAGAAUAUGAUGAAGAGAAAACUUCCCUUCAGAAAUCUAUUCAACAAACUAGUGCCUUGAUCUCAGAGAAGGACUCUGAAUUGGAUAAGCUGAAAAAAGAGAUCACCAUUUUAAGAGGAGAGAAUGCCAUUGCAAAGAAUCUCCAGUCAGCAGUGCAGUCUCUUGAAGCUGACAAAGUCAAACUUCAGGAAAAAGUGCAAAACUUGGAAAGGAAACUAAUAGAAAACAAAAAAGUGGAUAAAGAUUCUACUGUCCCAGGUGAUUCUGCUGUUGGACAAUUAAGAGAAGAAAAGGAAUCUUUAGAAAGCCAACAUAUGAUUGAUUUCCUGAAUUCAGUGAUUGUUGAUCUUCAGAAGAAAAAUGAAGAACUCAAGACUAAACUUGAGAAAAUGGCAGAGGCAUCUCUCAAUGGCAACAACAUCAGUGAACUAGACAACUAUGAAAGAUUCAGUGAAACUCUGGAAAAGAAGAAGCCCCCACCUCGUCUUUUCUGUGAUAUUUGUGAUUGCUUUGAUCUCCAUGAAACUGAAGACUGUCCCACUCAAGAUCAGACACCAGAAACCCCUCCCCACAGCACCUAUCACGGCAGUCGGAGUGAUGAACGUCCAUAUUGUGACAUCUGUGAAGUCUUUGGACAUUGGACUAACAGCUGUAAUGAUGAUGAAACAUUUUAACAGAAAAUUAGUUUUUGAAGGUGGUUUUGAAUAGCCCACUGUGUCUUUCUCUGAGAGCAAUAUAAACUGCUCGGAGGUGUGGGUUGGUUUGUCUUCAUCCAUCUUUUGUUUAAUAACUUUGCACUUCACCGAGACAAAUAGAUGGCCCCUCCAGAUGAAACAUUUAAUAAAGCCAUUCCAGUUGAAGCUAAAACACUGCAGAAUAUUCAAAUGAAAAUGUUCUAAUUUGAAAAUAUCGCUAAUUUAUUUAGUUUGUUAAUAUUUUUUCAUUUUGUGUUUGUCCGUGACUUUUAAUGCACACACAGAAGUCUAACUUGAUUAUAAUGGCAAAUUUAUUUGCUUACUUCUGAUUGAGCAAAGCAAUGGCAUGUUAUGUGCCACCGAGAAGCAGGUCCUAUUUAAAGUCUGUUUUGUUCAAACACUCUUGAAUGUUUGCCCAAGUUUAUAGGAUGCCAGAUCCACUACUCACAAAAAUAAAAGAAUGGUUUUACCUGGUGUCAGCUUCCUAAGAUAUUAAAAGUCUAUUUUCUAAAGAAAAACAACUAUCUCAAAUAUUCUUGGUCUUCAGAAAAACGAUACAGUAUCCAAUAUUAUACAGUAAAUUAUACAGAUGCAUCUUUUGCUACUUUUGCACUUGUAUGUUUCCAUUAUUGUUAACCAGUCCAAAAGCAUUUUAGUUGAAGCAUUACUUGAGGGACCUUUUCAGUCCACACGGUAUAUAGUUAACUAAUUUACAUGUUUGAAACUGUUGUAAGUACAUGCAAAAGUGCAUCUAUCGCAAGUAUUAAACCAUGCAUUGAAAGUCUCGGACAAGCCUAACUCAAGUAAUUAAGUGGAGCUUCACAACCCUUAUGCACUGCACACUUUGUACUACCGUUCUUCUUGAUUUUAAUUGUUAAACUACAGUUGAGAGUCUUUAUAUUAGCAUAUUUAAACUGUCAAAAUGUUUUUAAACUUUAAAAAAGGAGUGGUAAUUGUAUUUUACAUAUCACCCUGUCUGUCAUGGUCUAACUGAAUGUUAACUUUAUCAUCUGUAAAGAUAAAAUAAAUGUGGAUCAUUAUAUUGCAUCUUCCAUCCACUGUAAAAUACUGUAUAAGCCGGACCUCGAAUCUGUACAUAAAUGUAUUUUUUGGGACAAUAUGUAUUCAACUUGACAAAAAAAACACAAAGAAUAUUUUUUGUUAUCUAAGUCUGGGUUCUUUCAAUGAAUGUAUAAUAGGACUGUUCCAGGAAGGCAAAUAAUUUAAAAACAGUAUUAAUCCAAGCACAGUGUGGACUGUAUCUGCUUUAAUAAAUUGUUAUCCUUUAAACUCUGUUUUACUGCAAAA
Molecule: messenger RNA, 8444 nt
Organism: Polypterus senegalus (gray bichir)
Lineage: Eukaryota; Metazoa; Chordata; Cladistia; Polypteriformes; Polypteridae
Gene: clip1a
Product: CAP-GLY domain containing linker protein 1a
Exons: 27
Coding region: 249-7115 (2288 amino acids)
Biological process (GO): cytoplasmic microtubule organization; positive regulation of microtubule polymerization
Cellular component (GO): nucleus; microtubule plus-end; cytoplasm
Molecular function (GO): microtubule plus-end binding
Source: RefSeq, a predicted model, not a curated record